Symbiodinium sp. CCMP2592 is the source of this 3033-nucleotide messenger RNA. The record is from the annotation of a GenBank genome assembly. NCBI's taxonomy places the organism in Eukaryota, Dinophyceae, Suessiales, Symbiodiniaceae.
AUGGCAGCCAUGGCAUCCAUGUCGCUGCUCCUUCUACUACCAUGCAUGCGGACAUUGCGCUCCGAUGUAUACACACGGACCGACAAGAUGUUGCUAGCAUCAUCGCUCAGUCAAUACGAGUGCUCCCCACAAGUUGUCGCCUCAUCCAGUGCCGAGACCGGCGAGGGGCAUUUGAUUGCGAUGGUCACAGGUUACAGAGGUUCUGUCAGAGGAUUGCAAGGUCUUGCUGAGGGCCUUUGCACGGCAAGCUUUGCCCAAAAGGAACAUACUUUGAUCAUUGUUUUGGAUGCUGUGGUGGGUGCACAUUCUGUGCAGCCAAUUAUGCUUCAGGGAGAGCGUGUGGCCGAAGAGGUGCUGCAAAUCGUUUCUUCCGGAGCCAAGUACAAAAGAAACUUUACAUCGUACUCGAUCAUCGGCCACUCCUUGGGUGGGCUCGUGGCAAGAGUUGCAGCGAGCCAUAUUGACCGAAGUCUUGCUUCGGCACUCAGGCCCAGGCUUUUCGUGUCACUUUUUUCGCCCCAUGCAGGUGUGGAGAGCUUUGUUAACUCUAAGCUGCUCCCCACUUUGAUCCACAUCUCGGGCUCAGACCGUGGAGCUAUGGACGAACUAUGCGAGAAAUCGCCUGAGAAAAGCAUCUUGGUCGAGAUCUCUCGUGGAGUGUAUCGCCAGGCGCUGGAGAAGUUCGAGAAAAGAGUUUUAUACACUUCAGAAACAGACUGGCUUGUGGAUUUUGGAAGUGGAGGCAUCACGUUGCAGAAGCCUCAAGAACAUGAUGAUGCUUCAAUCUCGGAUUACCCUUCCUUAGUCUUGGAGAGCUUGAACCUAAGCAGUGGAGCAGAGUCAGAGACUUGCCAAGCUGGCAGUGUACGCUGUGAGGUGAUAAAUGAGUUGCGGCAUCUUCCAUUCGAAAGAGUUCGGGUGCAGUGGCAGCUCUUUCGGCCAGACAAGCAUUCCUUGCAGGAGAUGAGCACUGUGGAGAAUUCCGAACUGCUUCGGCACCUCACCGGGGAGUUCGGCGGCUCCAACUCGAAUCUGCCGCGCGGUGCUCGCUGCGUCAGCUCUGAGUUCUGUGCCCAAGGCCUCGAGUGCACUCCCUCUCCGCCCUCUCCCUCUGCGUCGUCUAGAAGCAGAAGUUGCCAACCUCGUUUCUUGGAAGCUUCCGACGCAUGUCUCGAAGAGGAUUCAGAAAUGCAGAAGUGUGCUUUCGCCGUCGAUCUAUUCAAUGAAGGUCUGCAGACUUGGCUGCUCAUCGUGACGAGCAGUGGGGGUGGGGGUCACUUGGUGGCUGCUCGGAAUCUGCAGAAGAUGUUGCUGGAACGUGUCGAAGGCGGUUAUGAGACGGUUGCUGCGCAGUUGCGGGAACAAAGGCCGCUUCUUACACCCGAGGCGUACCGUCUCGCGACAGCAGCGUUGUCCGCAGUGCAGAGGGGCCCACCUGCGGUUGAGAUGCUUGACAUCAUGGACAGCCCUUGCACCAGCUUGGAUGGACUUGGAUACAUCUCCUUGGGUGGCUUCAUGAGCGAAAGCUGGAACAAGCUGCAAAGUUCAGGUGACAUCAGCGGUCUGAGGAGGCUGGUGUCUCUACAGCCUUGGACACAACGGCUAUUUGGUCGUCAGUGCCGGAAGUUUAUACAGUCCGUCGUUGAAGCUAAGAAACUGGGCUACCUGGUGCCACCGAAGAGGAUAAUUUCCACACAGCCCCUGCUCGUCCGGUCCUUGCUCGAAGGUUCCAUGGGCCGAGGAGUCGAUCUUUACAUGACGGAUCUCCCCACAGAGGAGGCUGUCCACUUCUUCGGUGCCUUGGAUAGCAUGCCCAAGGACGACGUCUCGGAUCAGUUGUUCUUGCACACGCUCGCCCCAAUGCAUGGUGGAAAGGAGGCACUGCAGAACAUGUCAGGUGUGCGGCACAUCAUGCUCGAGAAGUUCAUGCCGAUUGAAGACAGCUUCAUUCAGCCAGGGGGUCUCCCGUCACCAGGUCAAGCCGUUGCAAUACGACUCAAGGCCCAGAUACCCCUGGAGGAAGAAUUCCUUGAGACUGGCCCUGUCACCAACCCAGUGGUUCUGGAAGCUGACGAUGAGGUGGUGUUGGUGAUGCUGGGCUCGCAGCCAACUGUGGAUGCCAUGUUGAAGUAUGCAGUAGAGAGCCUGAAGCUGCCGGACAAAGCGGACCCGAACAAAGGGAAACGAUACGUUUUCCUGGCAUGUGGACGCCCGGGAACCGCUGCAUACAAACAGCUCUAUGCAGACAUGCUUGCUCUGGUUAAAAGCAGCCCUGGCUCUGGCCCUGCCAAUCGCACCAUUCUCGUGCCCUUCACUGGUCAGCGAGCAGCAGAGCUUCUAGGCAGGGCAGACGUUACGAUUACUCGCAGUGGUGGUCUGACGGCUGGGGAGCUGCUUGCAUUGCAGCACCGAGGCGAUAAGAAACGGUUUCUCCUGCAUGUCGAGCCAGUUGGUGACGAGGCCAAAACCCGCGCUCUUGCGGCUCUGCCUGCUACAGUGAGCGACGCAGAUGCCUUCCGGCUGGCUGCAACGCAUGCCAACCUGCUUGGCAUGGUUCCUUGGGAGGCGGGCAAUGCUCGAUACUUGCAGCAGGUUGUCAGCGCGAAGCUGGUGGAGCCUGAGAGCUUGGUCGGCACACUCCUCGGACGCGAGCAAUCGUCGUUUGCCGUGGACUGGAGGCUUUUCCUGCAACUGCGUGGGUUCAAUGCUGCAGCGAUUGAUUUGGCAGAAGCACGGCAUUGUUCUUACUCGCCGAACCGCUCACGCGUUGUCUCCGAACCUCGGUUAGGGAGUCCUGCUUGCAAUGCAGACUUGGAAGCCUUUGCUCGUGUUGGAAGUGCGUUCACCAUGAGUCGAAAGUUUUUACCAUCUGCAGCCAUACCCUGCAACGACACAACGCUCGUUGUUCAGCGCUUCUUCAUGCCGAUCGCACUCUACUUGUACAAUCACACGAUAGGGUUGGCGCUGCAAGCAGUGGCCUCAUGCCACGGUACCUUGCUUCAGCAAGAUGACUUGGUGGCAGUGCAGCUGUGA